GCGACGAUCCGAGCUUCAUUCCACCAACAUCAGCGAGCCCGCGUGUGCGGACGCUGCGCUCGCGACCCGGUCCACACGUGAAAAAACCGUCGUUUGAUUUUCAAAAGUGUUCGAAAACUUUUCGUGUUUCGUUGUGCGUAUGUUUGUGUGAUUUGUUUAUUGUCAAAGCGGCAACAUGGGAACGUUUAAAACGCUUAGGCGUGGUCUCCUGCUGCUAGUAUUAUCAUCAUGUGCGCUUGCGCAGAGCAAGUCCGAUGACUUACAGGCAGUACCCAGCGACCUCAGAAGAGCGGUCAGCGAGGCACUCGCUCUAGAGAGGAGGUUCCUACAGGGGGCUAGAGAAGAAAACUGUUCUUCAGCGGAGGACUCCGUCAGCAACACGCCGUGCCCGCCGAGCAAGUACCGCAGCGCCUCGGGCGAGUGCAAUAACGUGCGCUACCGGCCGUGGGGGAGGCGCGGCGACGUGUUCCUGCGGCUGCUGCCCGCCAACUACGCCGACGAUGUCUCCAAGCCAAUGGAGCCGCCGCGGCUGCCAGAGCCGGCGCUGGCGGUGCGCGCAGCAGCCCAGCUAACGCAGCCAGCCGACCAUGAAUAUGUGACCAGCAUGCUGGCUGCCUGGGGCCAGCUGCUGAUGGACGAUCUCAUCGCCACCGUCAACGGGAACAAGGACUGCCACGGGGGUUACUGCGAAUACGUCCGGUCUGCUCCGACCAGAAACAUAGAUUCUUGUGGAUUUGAGUCUCGUGAUCAGAUGAACAUGGCCACGGCCUUCCUGGACGGCUCGGCUCUGUACGGCAGCUCCGAGAAGGAACUGCGGUCUCUGCGAUUAUACGACGUUGGCAAACUUGAUCUCGCUUCUUGCAGGAAAUGCAACGAACCUACCCCAACCGCCCCCCUCUACAAGGCUCUCCUAGCGGAGCACAAUCGCGUGGCCGGCCAGCUGUACGCCAUGAACCCCUUCUGGGACGACACGACGCUUUUCCUGGAGACACGACGAGUUAUUGCUGCUGUUAUACAACAUAUUACAUUCAAUGAGUUCUUGCCUGUACUUCUUGGAGAGGUGGGCAUGGCUAAAGCUGAGUUGAAGCUGACGUCCCUUGGAUUCUGGCGAGGCUACUCCAGCGCCAACCGCGCUGGCGCCUACUCCGAGCUGGUGGCCGUCGCUCCUGUUUUCGAAGCCAUGAUGAACGAAAAACUGAUCAACGCCACUAUCACCGUUAAAGACCUAGCCGACACUAGUGCAAACCGUGUCUCUCGCUUCACAUCUUCAGCCACUUGGGACCUGAACAGGUCUCGUGAUCAUGGAGUGUCCUCGUACCUUCGUGCCCUCAGACUGUGCGAACCCAUGGUUGGAGUCAAGUCUUAUGCGGACUUUGAUAAGUUGGGCUUCGAUCGCGCGCAGCAAGAGAUGUUGGCGAGCAUGUAUAGAAACCCAGAAGAUGUGGAGCUGAUGAUCGGUGGUUCCUUGGAAAAGGCAGCGUCUGGAGCAGUAAUCGGAUCCACUAUGGCAUGUGUUCUGGCUCUCCAAUUCGCUAACCUUAAGAAGAGUGACAGAUUUUGGUAUGAAAACGACAUCCCUCCCUCUUCGCUGCUGCCGGAACAAUUGGCUGCCAUUAGAAAAGUAUCUCUCUCUGGACUACUCUGUUCCGUCGACGAAUCCUUGAGCGAAAUACAACCUAAGGCGUUCGUCAAAAAGGAUCCUUUCCUAAACGCAGCCCAAGACUGCUCUCAGCACGGCCGCAUGGAACUCGAAGCGUGGCGUGACGAAACAGGAGCUAAGGCCGCUGAGCGACUGUCUCAAGACAUGUUGGCUGCUGCCCUGGAGAAGGCCAAGCAGGAGAUGGCUGAUAGGAAAAAACUAGAAUAUAUGCUUUGGGAAGCCCGUGGUGGAGCCGAUCCUCACUCUCCCGUCGGCACCGCUGCCUCGUUCUCCAAAGCCAACAAGUAUGCUCUGAAGCUGGCCAACACUUCGCUGUUCUUCGAGUUUGCCACCAACGAACUGCUCAACUCCAUCAACGGGCCGGGCCACCGCCGCAAGCGUCAAGUAUUUGACGACUCACUCGGCUUCCCGACUUCCACCGACUUCGCUGACGCCCUCCAAUCCGUAGACGUGAGCGGCAUCCUCGGGCAGGACCAGCUCGGCCCCGUCAUUGAACCGGAAUGUGAUGACAAUGGCCAGUGUGACGCGGAUAGCCCCUUCAGGACGUAUACUGGACACUGCAAUAAUCUCAGGAACCCGAAUUUGGGAAAGAGUUUGACCACGUUCGCGAGAUUGCUACCUCCAGUUUAUGAAGAUGGUGUUAGUCGUCCCCGCAUAAACUCUGUAACCGGUACUCCGCUAGUGUCACCACGUAUCGUCUCGACAGUGAUCCACCCUGACAUCUCCAACUUGCACACUCGAUACACUCUUAUGGUGAUGCAGUUCGCUCAGUUCGUCGAUCACGAGCUCACCAUGACCCCUAUUCACAAAGGUUUUCACGAGUCCAUCCCUGAUUGCCGCUCCUGCGACUCGCCACGCACAGUUCACCCUGAAUGCAACCCCUUCCCUGUACCACGUGGAGACCACUACUACCCUGAAGUCAACGUUACUUCUGGAGAGAGACUGUGCUUUCCCUUUAUGAGGAGCUUGCCCGGACAGCAGCAACUUGGACCCAGAGAGCAAGUGAACCAGAACACGGCCUUCAUCGACGCCUCCGUGAUCUACGGCGAGAACCCGUGUAUCGUCCGCAAGCUGCGCGGGUUCAACGGCCGCAUGAACGCUACUCAACACCCGCUCCUUACCCGCGACCUUCUGCCGCGAUCUGACAGCCAUCCCGAGUGCAAGGCCGCUAGUGGCUUCUGCUUCAUCGCCGGUGACGGUCGAGCAUCAGAACAGCCAGGCCUCACCGCCAUCCACACGAUGUGGCUCCGCGAGCACAACCGCAUCUCCGAAGGCCUGAAGGGCGUCAACCCCCACUGGGACGCUGAGCUCAUCUUCGAGCACACCAGACGUAUUGUCACUGCGGAACUAACGCACAUCAUCUACAAUGAGUUCCUGCCGAGGCUGUUGUCGUGGAACGCUGUCAAUCUUUAUGGAUUAAAGCUGCUGCCUGCUGGAUAUUACAAGGAAUACUCACCCACCUGCAACCCCGCCAUCGUGACGGAGUUCGCCGCGGCGGCGUUCCGCUUCGGCCACUCGCUGCUGAGGCCGCACCUGCCCCGUCUGUCGCCCACGUACCAGCCCAUUGAACCUCCGAUUUUGCUGCGUGAUGGCUUCUUCAGAACCGACAUGUUCAUGAAUCACGCACAAAUGGUCGAUGAGCUUAUGCGCGGUAUCGCUUCAACCCCCAUGGAAACCCUCGACCAGUUCAUCACCGGAGAAGUCACCAACCAUCUCUUCGAGGACCGUCGCAUUCCCUUCUCGGGUAUCGAUCUGGUGGCCCUGAACGUCCAGAGAGCGAGAGACCAUGGAAUACCCAGUUAUAAUAAUUACAGAGCGCUUUGCAAUUUGAAGAGAGCAGCUACCUUUGAGGACUUGUCGAGAGAGAUUCCUGAUGAAGUUAUUGCAAGACUUAAGAGGAUAUACCCAACUGUGGACGACAUCGACCUGUUCCCUGGAGGCAUGAGCGAGCGGCCACUACAAGGAGGUUUAGUAGGCCCUACUUUCGCCUGCAUCAUCGCCAUCCAGUUCAGGCAGCUGAGGAAGUGUGACAGAUUCUGGUACGAGAACGACAACAACGCGGCCCGCUUCACCGAACAGCAGCUCUCCGAGAUCCGAAAAGUUACGCUCUCAAAGGUUCUCUGCGAGAACUUUGACCAGAACAGCGACAUCCAGAGGGCUGCUUUCGACCUACCUAGCAAUUUCUUAAACCCUCGCGUGCCUUGCGCGUCACUGCCGAAGGUGGACCUUUCUGCUUGGAGAGAGAGUGCAGCGCAGGGCUGUCUCAUCGCGGGCCGGAACGUGCCUGUCGGCGACUCGGCCUUCCCUUCGCCUUGCACGUCCUGCAUUUGUACUUCUGAAGGGGCCCAGUGCGCGUCGCUCCGCAUCACGGACUGCGCGCAGCUGCUGCGCGAGUGGCCGCGCGAGGCGGUGGCGCGCGACGACGUGUGCGCGGCGCAGUGCGGCGCGGCGGCCGGCCCCGCCCCCGCCCCCGCCGCGCGCGCCCCGAGACGACCCGCGCUCAACUUCAAGUUCCCCGAUCUGUCGCCGUUCGUUGCCAAGUGAGGGCAGGCGAAGUGAUCGUUCUUUAGACGACUGAUAGUUGAAGGUGAUUUGACCGAAUUGAGAGAUCGCUAUGUGAGCGAUUUCAAUAUUUUUUUUUUUGACAAAAUGCUUUUUUGGUGUCUUCAAUGAGAACCUUUAGUUCUAUGGAUCUAGGUACCUAGUGAGAAAGGAGAACGUCUGUUACGGAUGUUUUUUUUUUUUUCAGUAUGUCUCGGACAUACGAACCAAAAUAAUUCAUAGCAAAACGUGGCGAUCCGAAACACCAUUUACAUUUUUUAUAUUCGGAUUGUAACCAAAAAACAACAAAAUUAAGUUCGUCAAAUCGCUCACACAUAAUUUAAAAAAUAAUAUCCUCAAUCUGUGUUUCUUUGCGAAAUCCGAGCAACAGCGGAUUUCCUUUUACAUUCAGUUAGCAACAGAAGUAACUAAACGACAAUGCUAAUCGUGUGCAAGUCGCUAAUUAUUUUCUCUUACUGACUGUCCUGUCAAUAAAAUAAAAAAAUAAACAGGUCUAGAACAGUGACCGAGUUUCGGUAUGUUAAGUGGACCUUUUAAUUUUGACACCAUAAAUGGUCAAUACUACGAAAAUACAUGGCUCAAAUAUAUUGAGUAAAAAUCUAUCAAAAGGUUGUGUACAAAAAAAAUUCCGUUUUGAGUGGCGUUGAUGACUAAUUUAAAUAUAUUUAAGUGCCGGGAAAAUCAAUAUAUGUAGUAAUUUAUGCAACUGUUACUUAAUAAUGGGCCUUAAAACACUAGUGUGAUUUAAUGUGAUUGACCGUUUAAAUGCCAAAUGAUAAACGGUUGCAUAAUAAGUAAUUUAUCUACGAACAUAUUAAAAAUCAUCUUUUGCGUUGUUUUUAAAAGAUGUUUUAAUUUUUAAAUAGCAUCGUAGCGGUUUUAUGAUAUGGGCGUAGAUAAAAAUGAAUAAAAAUGAGCCCCACUUUUAAAUUAUAAUUUAAAUGUAGGGAUUAGAAAUAAAAUACUUUUCCAGUCUAUUCCUUCCCUUGUGUAUUGUAGACUUGCAGAAUUAUAUACUCCUUGUUUAAGUUUAUUACAACAAAUAAUUAGGUAGUUUAAUAUGUAUAAUAAAUAGUUGCUAUUUAUUAGUCUAAUUUAGGGUAUUGUUAAGAUCUGUACAUUGUUUAAGACACUUCGUUGCAAUGCAAUAAUGUGGCUUUAACAAUUUGUUUCAUCAAGUACCAAAUUACAUUUUUAUAAUUUUAUACCAUUGACAUACAUCUAAGGACGGGCCUUAUGGGCAAAGAAUGGGGCCAGUACAGCGGUGUCACGCACACGAAUUCGAGACAAUCGUGCAGUCUAACGCCGUAACGCGAUUGGUUGAUGAGUUCGCAUCACGCGCGCGAUUGGUCGGAACUAGUUUCGUUAGACUGCCCGAUUGGCUCGAAGAGUGACACCACUGAACUAGCACUAUUCUUAGUGCCCAUAAGGGCUGUCAUUAAAUAUGUCAAUGUUUUAUACUCUUUCGAAUUAAAUUUCUUUUUAAUUAUAAUUAAGCAUUUACGGCCAUCGUUAGCUUUAAUUUUGAUGUGGCGAAAACAAAAUUAGGUUAAGUAUUGACAUAAUAAAUACACCCAGUUGUUCUGAAAAUACAAAUUGACAUGCACUUAAUGUUAAAUGUUACCAAGUGGUACAGAUUCACAAGAGCUGGAACGAACGGAAUGAAUGACUGAAUGAAAAUAUCUAUGUGUAUCAAUUCAUUAACCAAUAAAAUGGCGGGUCUGACUGUAUACCGAUAUAGAUGUCACUCAUUUAAUGAAAGUUUCGUGCAUUCCAUUCAUGCCAACGUUCGUGAAAUGAGUCAGUUGUGCAAGUUCCCAAAAAGUUAUAAAAUUUCUCGGAACUUCCAGAGAAAGUUUCAUUUUGGAUAUGGAAAAUUUCGAUACCCAUACAAAAAUACGAGGUUCCCGAAAUUUUUCCAUGUGGAAAUUUUGCAAUUUUGGAAACUUGCAGUCGUCAGUAACCGAGUAUAAAAACCAAUAGUUACCUUAAACUUGUUUAAUUUACCGAUAUGUGCUGUUCUAGUUGUAUAAGUUAUUAAAACAGUUUUCAACAUUUGUCACUGCCCAAAGGCCUGUUCACACCGGCUGCGUGUGCGUGCGUUAAAACUUUGGAGCCGUACACGCACACGUCACGUAAUCGGUGUGCCGUCUCUCAUAAGAAGCUGUAUAAUACAACGCGCACAUGCACGUCUACGCACACGCAUCCGAUAUGCACAGGCCAUAAAUGUACUUGUAUAAAUUAUUGUAAAAAAACAUUGGCCGAAAUCAAGGUGUAAAAUAGUUAUAAAUAGCUAUAGGAACACAAAUCUCAUCUAGUGACAAAACAAGUAAACGAAUAUUUUGUUUAAAAA
Molecule: messenger RNA, 6575 nt
Organism: Cydia pomonella (codling moth)
Lineage: Eukaryota; Metazoa; Arthropoda; Insecta; Lepidoptera; Tortricidae
Product: heme peroxidase 2
Exons: 24
Coding region: 176-4204 (1342 amino acids)
Biological process (GO): response to oxidative stress
Molecular function (GO): heme binding; peroxidase activity
Source: RefSeq, a predicted model, not a curated record